Laccaria bicolor S238N-H82 is the source of this 415-nucleotide messenger RNA. RefSeq lists its product as uncharacterized. Lineage: Eukaryota; Fungi; Basidiomycota; Agaricomycetes; Agaricales; Hydnangiaceae. The transcript has a single exon. The record is from RefSeq and is a predicted model, not a curated record. The coding region runs from base 170 to 415 and encodes 81 amino acids.
UUUCGAUGAUCUGGUGUAAAUAGAAAAUGAGCAAAACGAUAAGGAGGAGGUUCUUGAUAUGAUCUCCCCCCGUGAGCCAAUUCCCGAUAGGCGAAACAAGGGCGACGACAACUGCAAGGUCGAAUUCAUACCACACACGUGAUCCAGGCAACAUUGAGCUUGAGCUUGAAUGCCUCAUUUGCAGGGAGGGGCUUUGAAGCGCGGCCAGUUCCAACGUGUCGAUCUUGGGGCACUGGCGUCGACCUGGGCUCGGGCUCGACUUCUCCUUCCCCUUCUCUCCAGUGGUGACCUCUUGAGGUGGCGUCUCAUCCUCAUCCUCUCAUCACUCGACAUCCGACUCUCAUACUCCAUUUCAGGGCUCCCAUCUUCGCCCUCCUGUUCCUCUCCCCCGUCUUUCCCUCGGCAAGCUCAGUGA